CACUCUCCUGUCCGUGACUUGGUUGAUUCUCUGCUUUCCUUGCUCCCCCAUGAAAGGCAUCUUGCAGAAAGGAAGAGAAGAUGAGCAAAGUGAAAAAGUCUUGCACUGUGGGGACAAAAGAAGCUUUUGCCCUCCUUUUCAAACAGCUCACCACAUUCUCCUCCCAUCUUUUUCCCAUUUUCCUUUGGCACAACACAUUCUGAUUACUUUACUAGACCCCAUGCAAUUGUCUCGAUGACUUUUGUCCCUCUUUGCCUCUCUUUGAAAAGCACAACCUAAUUCUUCCUCUCUUCCUUCCACACACACACACACACACAAACCCACACACAGCAGCAGCAAGCAGCACAGUUUCUCAGAAAUGGUGAAAGCAGGGGGCAUUUUCGUGUGCAUCCUGAUCAUAGGCCUGGAUAUUGCAGCCGGUAUUCUUGGCCUGGAAGCUGAGGUUGAGCAAAACAAGUGUUCGUGGUGGUCAGGAGAAGCACCUGAGGCUGUGGAUAUUCGAGUGCAAGGAGCCGAGCCCAGAGGCGUUCAAGCUCGGUUUAGGCGCGGCAGCGUUCCUCGGCUUAGCCCAUGUCCUCGCCAAUCUGCUCGGUGGCUGCUACAACUGCAUUUGCUCCCAGGACGACCUCCAAAAGGCCUCCCCCAAUCGCCAACUCACCAUGGCCUGCCUCGUCUUCACCUGGAUCAUACUGGCGGUCGGGCUAUCCAUGUUGGUCGUCGGGACACUGUCGAACCACAAGUCGCGAGCCUCCUGCGGCUUCACGCACCACCACUUCCUCUCCAUCGGAGGCAUCCUUUGCUUCGUCCACGGCCUCUUCUGCGUCGCUUACUACGUUUCCGCCACCGCCACUGAAGGCUAAUGAAGAGGUGGGUCGUGAGUCCUGAUAACUUGGUCUUCAGGUGGUUUGACUAAUGUUGUUCUGUUCCCCAAUGUCGCACUUCCUGAUGUUUUGAGCAAUGCAUAUGGAGGUAGAUGACUGAUCUAUGUACUGGUAGAAUCUUUAUGAAGACAGGGACUUCUAUCGUACUAUACGAUGCACUCGUUUUGCUUUUUCUUAGCGACGAAUGAUUCGUUCAUCGGAAUGUAUUACGGACUCUGUUAUUCUCGAAA
This is a messenger RNA of Syzygium oleosum, 1111 nucleotides long. RefSeq names its product protein VASCULATURE COMPLEXITY AND CONNECTIVITY. The coding region runs from base 359 to 853 and encodes 164 amino acids. The record is from RefSeq and is a predicted model, not a curated record. NCBI's taxonomy places the organism in Eukaryota, Viridiplantae, Streptophyta, Magnoliopsida, Myrtales, Myrtaceae. The transcript is spliced from 3 exons.